CCCAAGUAGAAAACAAUCACAAUACUCAAGUUAGCUUAAUUGAUCAAUAGUAGAAUAGGGAGUUCUGUUAGUGGGCUGCUGAAUACCAAAAAUGCUUGUUAACCGUUUCUUCAAACAUGAAUUUGUGGAUACUUGGAUUUAAGUGUUAUAAGAUUGUGGGGAAUAUAGAGAGUGACCGAGUUUGAAUUGAAACUCUAUAUGUUGUUUAUUUAUCGCUUCCAAUAAACUAAGUAAUUAGCUUGCAUUCUAUUGAAUUCAACAAUAACCUAGGUUUCCAAGAAAAACAAACAGUAACAUGGUAGUUUCAAAGUGUAGGCAUAAUUGAGGUGAUUAAAAUCCAUAAGCACCCAAAGAAAUCAUCCCUCGUGGAACAUGAGAUGAUUAUGGGUGUUGACAAUUGACAUAUAAGGAUGCAGAGGAAGACAGUUCAUGGAAGGGGCAAAAGCCAAAAGUAGCUUUGCGACAGUCGUACAAAACCAAACGGACAUAAUCCUUCAUUGAUGCCAGCCGCAUAAGCAAAAGAAGAAAGAAAGAACUUUCAUCAGCAUGGAUAAGUUGACUUGACUUACUGGAAAGUGGAAACGAGGGCUUGAUUGCGAUUGCGAUGAAACGAGGGCGAGUGUGCGACGGGCAAAGGGCGUUGGAGCUGGCGUGCGACAGGCACUGGAGCUACAGUGGAAUGCGGCGGCGGCGGCUGAUACUUGGUUGGACAGCCGGCUAGCCGCGCGGCGGCAGUGAGGGAUUGUUUGUUAGGGUUGCUGGAGAGUGGAGAUGGAGAGUGCGUGGCUGCUGGAGAGUGGAGAUGGAGAGAAUUAGAGUUGCAGGGGAAUGGAUUUGAAGACUGCCCGAUAGCCACCCCCUUCUUUUUUUUAUCUGAAAUACCAAAACUGCGUCGUUUUGAUUGAGUGCCAACAUUUUUUUUUCAAAUGCUUGGACUCGUAAAAAAGCAGUCUGAAAACGCGUUUUAUACGUUUUCACCGAUUUUAACGAUUCUACUUACGCUUUUGACCGAUUUUUAGUGAAAAACGAUUUUAUUAGUGAUUUGUACCGUUUUCCUACCCUAGAAACGUAAAAUCGUACGAUUUUACACUUUAAAGCUCGAUUUUGACUGCACUUCCGUGCACAGAUGGAUUUAGUGCUGUGUUCUAUCAAGCAUUUUUUGGAUAUCAUUGGUAACUCAGUGUGUGUAGUUGCUUUGUCUUUCUUUAGAUCAGGGAGUUUGCUACACAAUUUUAACCACACGUUGAUCACCUUGAUUCCCAAGGUUCCCAAUGCAAAUUCAAUGAGACAGAUGCGGCCAAUUGGGUUAUGCCAGGUCUUUUAUAAGAUCAUCUCAAAGGUUUUGUCUUUUCGUUUGAGCAAGGUUCUGCCUUCUGUGGUUAGCGACACCCAAAAUGGUUUCGUCAAAGGAAGGGACAUCUCGGAUAACAUACUUAUCGUGCAGGAGGUGAUGCACUUUCUUAAUACGAAAUCCCAAGGUAGAGAUAAAUGGAUGGCAUUGAAGCUCGACAUGGAAAAAGCUUACGACCGAGUGGAGUGAAACUUUCUCUUUGCUGUAAUGGAGUCGCUGGGAUUUGACUCUUCCUGGAUCAAACUUAUCAAGGCUUGUGUCUCCACUGUCACCUUCUUAGUACUUCUGAAUGGCAACACACAUGGAUAUUUUCAUCCCGAACGGGGUAUCCGUCAAGGUGAUCCGUUGUCUCCCCUUCUUUUUGCCAUUUAUACUGAAGCAUUUUCCACACUGAUUUCUCAUGCUCUGCAUCACAACAAUUGCAUGGUCUUAAAAUCCAUCAUUUAGCUCCAAUGAAUUCACAUUUGUUGU
This is a messenger RNA of Linum trigynum, 1822 nucleotides long. NCBI's taxonomy places the organism in Eukaryota, Viridiplantae, Streptophyta, Magnoliopsida, Malpighiales, Linaceae. The record is from the annotation of a GenBank genome assembly.